Molecule: messenger RNA, 4648 nt
Organism: Orbicella faveolata
Lineage: Eukaryota; Metazoa; Cnidaria; Anthozoa; Scleractinia; Merulinidae
Product: bromodomain-containing protein 3-like
Biological process (GO): chromatin remodeling; regulation of DNA-templated transcription
Cellular component (GO): nucleus; chromatin
Source: RefSeq, a predicted model, not a curated record
AGAAUUCAAAAGGGCGGCCUUCGCUCCACAGCGAGCAGGAUGGAUUUGUGAAGGAGGGAAGAAUCUUUGAGGAAUCUUUCGCCGUGCAUGGAAACGCAAGGCCAUCCAACAAUCCAAAGCUUGCAGAACCCUCUAACGAACCUUAUCGAACGGCCCAGCUCAGCUUUACAGUCUGGUCUCACUAAUGAACAUAACUCUGCCGAUUCAUUGAAUGGAUUGCGAUCAGAGACGAGCCCCGAGGGGCUCGGGAAGCGAGUAAGGCGUUUAUCACACAAGUACGACGAUUUUGAACAACAAACAGUGCGAGGAAUGACUCAACCACCAACAACCGGCCAAGAGCCAAAAGUUUAUCGAACUACAAACCAACUCCAGUAUUUGUCGAAAACAAUCAUGAAGGCGAUGUGGAGGCAUCCAUAUUCCUGGCCGUUUCACGAACCUGUGGACGCUGUGAAAUUGAAUUUGCCGGAUUACUACACGAUCAUAAAACGUCCCAUGGACAUGGGUCAGAUCAAGAGAAAGCUAGAAAACCUCGAGUAUUCCUGCAGUCAAGAGUGUAUAGAUGAUUUUCGCCUAGUGUUCAACAACUGCAUCACCUAUAAUAAACCAGGAGAGGAUGUAGUCCUCAUGUGCCAGACACUGGAGAAAGUGUUUAACCAGAAACUCGCUACCAUGCCUGCUGAGGAAUUCGAAAUUAUCCUAGGACCCAACAAAAAGGCUAUGCCUGGUGGACCUGGAGCAAAAAGAGCCAAGAAGGGUGGUGUGACAUCAGUUAAAAUGGAGCACAUUCCAGUUGCUCCAGACAGUACUCCAAUGACAAGUUUGCCGUAUGCCACCCCACCCGUGUCGGUAACUGCAACUACAGCACUUCCAACUCCCGUGGAUGCAACUACUGUACUACCCUCCCCUGGUAUUUUGGCUGCUCCUGCUUUACCUUCGGCUGUUCAGCCUGCCAAGGUCAAGAAGGGGGUAAAGAGAAAGGCUGAUACUACGACUCCAACAACUCCUGUUAGUGGAAUGGGUGAUCCCAUGCCCUCUGUCAAGGCAAAAGCAGCUAAAAUACCAACUCGAAGAGAGUCUACUAGAACGGUGAAAAAACCAAAUAGAGAUUUGCCCGAAGAGCCACAAGUGUCUCGUGGCAAAAAGAAACCAUUGUCUGAGCAGCUUAAAUACUGCAGUAACAUUAUAAAGGAACUGUUUUCCAAGAAACAUGCUGCAUAUGCAUGGCCAUUUUACAAGCCUGUUGAUGCUUCUACUCUUGGAUUACAUGAUUACCAUGAUAUAAUUAAGCAACCAAUGGAUAUGGGCACAAUUAAAGUAAAAAUGGAUGCAAGAGAGUACAAUUCUUCAUCUGAAUUUGCUGCUGAUGUUCGGCUCAUGUUCAGUAACUGCUACAGAUACAAUCCUCCUGACCAUGAUGUUGUUAAAAUGGCAAGACAACUGCAGGAUGUGUUUGAAAUGAAAUUUGCCAAAAUGCCUGAGGAACCUGAACUUCCUCCUCCGCCAAUGAUAGAACCUCCUGAACCAGAACCAGAGUCUGCGGCAACCCCACCAUCAUCUUCACCACCAUCUGAGGAUAAUGAGGCCGACAGAGCUGAACAACUUUCUCAGCUUCAACAACAGCUCAUAUCAGUUCAUGAACAACUGAGCAAACUUACAGGGGAAACUGUUAUUGUGACAAACAAGACAAAGAAAAAACCAGAGAAAAAACCUCCAAAGAAAGAAACCAAACAGGUGGCCCCGCCACAGCCAAAAAGUCAACCUAAACAGAAAUCCGCAGCCAAAGCUCAAGCAGCCCAAGCUCAACCUAAAGCAGAAAAGCCAGCUAAGAAACAGUCGGCAUCAAAAAGAUCUGCAAAUAGCAAGAUGGCUGCUAAAAAGAAAACAUUAGAAGUGGAUAGUGAUGAUGAAGAAGAUACUGCAAGACCCAUGACGUACGAUGAAAAAAGGCAACUUAGCCUGGAUAUCAACAAGCUUCCCGGUGACAAGUUAGGAAGAGUGGUGAACAUCAUCCAGUCCAGGGAACCUGGUCUGAGGGACUCGAACCCAGAUGAAAUAGAAAUAGACUUUGAAACGCUCAAACCUUCAACACUGAGGGAAUUGGAAAAAUAUGUUCAGCAGUGUUUGAGAAAAAAGGUUAAACCUCAAACAAAGAAGGCCAAGAAUGCUGAAGAACGAGAAAUGGAGCAAGCAAAAAAGAAGGAGGAGCUUGAAAGACGACUUCAGGAUGUAAGUGGCAAGCUUGGAGGCACAGGGCAAAAGAAACAGACCAAGAAAGAUUCACAACGUGCUGAUCAUUCUGUCGUGGAUGUUGUAGGCAGUGAGCCUCGGCCAUCAAGACUAAGUGAAAGCAGCAGCAGUAGUGGUAGUGGCACAAGCAGUAGUUCUGAUUCAAGUUCAAGCUCUGGCUCAUCUAGUUCAGCAAGCAGCUCUGACUCAGAAUCAGAGUCUGGUGGUGUGAGCCACAAGACUUCUCACAGUACUGGAAAGAACAAGUCUGCUGGUCACACAUCCAAGGCGACACCAACGCCGUCCAAACCAGUAGCAAGUCAUGUGACCCAGCCUGUUGUGCCACCCCCCAAGCCUACUCCAGUACCAAAGCCUCAGGAGAAACCUGCUGUGGCCAGUGCUGUGUCAACCACUUCUCCCACACCAGCAACAAGUCAUCCCCCUGCAGCAACUGUGGCACCUCCUAAACCUUCUAGAGUUGGUCCGACAAGCAUCCCUUCAGCACUGUCAAAGUUGACAGCUAAACCUGCAGUUUCUACAGCACUCAAGCCUACACCCACCAGCACCACCACGACACCCAAGCAGUCAGUCUCAUCAUUUGCAAGGACAGCAGUGACAACAAAGGCUACUGCACCAGUCACACCAGUCAGUACCACAACAGCUACUGGGCUGCUCAAGGAUAGAGCACCUACUGCUGCUGCCACUGCAGCUCCAGCAGAAAAAAAAUCAGCAACUUCACGAUCAGGAUCUAGUGGUUUGACAUUCACUGUAGGAGAGUUACCAGGUUCUCUUGCCUCUAUUGGGCAAAGGAAUGAAAAUCAAGCUACAAAGAAGGAUUUGGCCCCCAAGGCAAUUCGUCAAGUACCGUCUUGGUCCAGUUUGAGUAGUUCAGGUUCAUCUCUGUCCCGUCCUGUGUCAUCUGCAAGCAGCUUUGAAAAGUUUCGUCAGCAAGCAAGGGACAAGGAGGAACGGGAGAAAAACUUGAAAGCUGAAGAGGAACAGAGACGCCAACAACAGGAACGAGCAGAAAUUGAAAAGUUGCGCCAAGCUGAGGAAAGAAAAAGGGAAAAAGAAGAAGAUGAUGCUUUGGAGCAAGCUAGGCAAAAUAAAGAGCAAGAGCAUGCCAAGCAAGUGGAGAAGAUGAAGAGAGAACGAAUGAGAGAAGCUGAACGGCGCAAAAGAGAAGCUCUGGCUGGAACAAUUGAUAUGAACCAACAAAGUGACAUUAUGGCAGAGUUUGAAGGAACAAUGAGCUGAAGUUGUGUUCAAAGAGAGAAUUGACCAUAUUGCGCCAUUGCGGGCAACUGAAUUGUCAUUGCAGCCACAUUCUUAAUUGGAUAAAGGAUGCAGAAAGCAAGUGUUCAUGUACUAAGCCCCCAGCAGUCAACACUUCUACAACUAAUUAAGGACCACAGGUUCAAGAUAUCCCAUGAGCUGGCAUUUAUAGAAGAUCUAAUGAACCUAAAAGUUUGAAUGAAUGAACAAUUUUUACCUUAUUUAUAGCUUUUAUAUGUUCCUGAUUGCAUUGAUCCUAACAAAGGAGUUUUUUCAAAGACCUUAUAAUACUGAAUUCUGCCAUAGCUGAUUAAAAAGUGUCAGAAGAAAGAAAGCAAACCAUUUUCACUGUAACUGUCUGUUACUGAGAGAUCUUGUUAAUACUGACUAACAACAGAAAGGUGUUAGUGGUAGAGGAGUGAAUUUAUUGUUUUGUGUGUAUUGUUAGAAAUUACAAGGUAAUUCUUUGUCUUGUGUUCCUGUAAUUUGACAAGUUUUAAUAAGAAGGAGUGGAUGCACUAAUGAUAGCUGGAUUAUCUACAUUUUUUACUCUUUUUUUGUAGUUUAAAACAAUGUUUAGUAGAGGACUUAAAGAUAAUAUUAAACUGUUAAAUUUUUGAUGAUUAAGAGUUAGAUUAGAAGCAACCUUGUGUUUUCUGUUAAAUAUUCCGUAGACAAUACUUGUUCAAAAUAAUGUAAUUUCAAAUAUAUUACCUACAUCCAUAAGCUUUUCAUUGGGUUUACUCUCGUGCUUCUAGAAUGUUUUGGCUUGGCCUUGUGUACUUAUAUAUCCUACGCAAUGAAUGUGAUUGUUUCUGAUAGUUGCUUGGAUGGCUUCAGUUAUAGUCAAGUUAACUUCAGUGUUGUAAAAUUCUGGCAGAAUCACAGAAUUCAAAAUAACUUCAUAAUUAACAGAAAAAUUGUCUACCCCAAUAGACAGCAUUUUAGCUUGAAGCUAGUGAAUAUGUUUGACACUCUGCAACAGCAAACAAAAAUUAAAAAAAAAAGAAAAAGCAAAAAAAUUUACAAGUUAGAGGAGAUAAGAAAAUAAGAAAAAAUGUCACAAAUACAGUAAUUACUUGUCCCGUCAGAAUUGCAGUUCGUGAUGGUUGUAGUUAAUGUAAAUGUACACUUAAUGCAAAACUAC